UACAAUUGCCAACGGUAACAGUUCCAGAAAUAAACGAAAACAUCACAGAGAAUGGCUUGUUUUCGUUGAGUGAAGAUGAUAAAAAAAUCGUGGGGUUCGGUGAAAUGUUGCAUAUUCUUAAUACUGAUUUGCAGAGCUUCUGGUGACCACGUAAUAGGUGGAAUUUUCGACGAAGAUCAUGAAGAAAAUAAGAAGGCCUUCGAGAUUGCCAUCGAAUUGGUUAAUCUUCAAAGGAAUGAUGAUCAGCAACUCAAGCCCGUUAUAGAGAUCUUGGAACCAUACAACAUGUUCCAAGCUUCUUCAAAGGCAUGCCAACUUCUCGAAUUCGGAGCAAUAACAAUUUUCGGACCAUAUAAUCCAGAUAAUUUUGAGGCAAUACAGUCUGUUUGUGACGCCAAAGAGGUACCUGUCAUACAGACCAGGUGGAAUCAUCGGCCACAAAGAGAUUCAUCCAUAAUGAAUUUUCACCCUCACCCUACACAGCUCUCAAUGGCCUACGUAGAGAUCAUAAAGAAAUUUGAUUGGAAACAAUUCAUUCUCUUCUACGAUGAUGAUGAAAGUUUUUUGAGGCUCUUGGAUCUGAUGAAAUUGAGCCAUGAUAACUCCUAUUUGAUAGUAACUAGACAACUAGAUCCUGAUGAUACUGGUGUCUAUAGGGAUCAGUUCAGAGAAAUAGCGGAUUCUCCUGUCAAUAACAUCGUUAUAGACUGCAGAUUAGAGGUACUGCAAGAAGUUUUGAGACAGGCGCAACAGUUGGGUUUGAUGAAUAGGAAUUAUAAUUAUUUCAUCACCAACUUGGAUUUUCAUACCAUAGACCUGGAGCCAUUUCAAUAUAGCAACACUAAUAUUACUGGGGUCAAACUAUUGAGAUCGGAUUUGAAAAUGACUGAAGACUUCACGAAAGAAAUGUGCAAGUCUGAAGAAUCAGGAAAUGAAGCCCAUACAAAGGACUGUUCCCUAAAGACCAGCUCUGCGCUGAUUGCAGAUGCAAUGUUUAUGCUCAGUGACGCUAUGAGCAAUUUGGAAGAAGGUACAAAUCCAGCAAACGAAGGUCACUCAUGCAAUGAUACCAAUGCCUGGGAAUAUGGAUCUAGUUUGGUGAACAUAAUACGAACGAUCAGGAUAGAAGGUCGGACCGGUAUGGUCAAAUUUGACAAUGAGGGAUUCAGAAGUGAUUUCACACUCAUCCUCACUGAAGUCCAAGAAAGAGGUCUGGUUGAUAUCGGUUAUUGGAACAUGAGUGAGGGUGUGCAGAUUCAAAGGCCGCUACCUUAUCCACAGAGUUGGGAAGAUGAUGACGAAGAAGAAGAUCCAACAAGUCUCGUUAACAAGACUCUAAUUGUUAUUACUGCUUUGACGGAACCAUAUACUUUUCUAAAAGACUCCUCAGAGAAACUCAUCGGUAACGAUAGAUACGAAGGUUUCGGAGUAGAUUUGAUCGACGAAAUGGCGAAGUUGGAAAAAUUCAAUUAUAUUAUCAUUCUACGAGAAGAUAAGAGCAAUGGUGCCAAGAAUAGUCGUGGCCAGUGGUCUGGAAUGAUUGGAGAUUUGAUCAACAAAACAGCUGAUUUGGCUAUAGCUGAUUUAACUAUCAAUUCUGAGAGGGCUGAGGCGGUUGACUUCACCACGCCAUUCAUGGAACUGGGUAUCAAAAUUCUGUUCCAGAAGCCAACCGCUGCACCACCUAACUUUUUUUCAUUCGCCGAACCAUUUGCCAUCGACACCUGGAUAAGUAUUGGCAUUUCUUACGUGUUCGUUUCAUUGUCAUUGUUCAUCAUGGGCAGGUUAUCAGCAAGCGAAUGGACCAAUCCGUUUCCAUGCAUUGAGGAGCCUGAGUAUCUGAUAAAUCAAUUCAGCUUGUCCAAUUCCUUCUGGUUUUCAACCGGUACAGGUUUGCAACAAGGAACGGAAAUUGCACCCAUAGCCGUUUCAACAAGAAUGGUAGCGGGUAUGUGGUGGUUUUUCAUUCUGCUGAUGGUUGCCUCUUACACCGCCAACUUAGCCGCUUUCCUUGCUACCACACUACCCCUCAAGCUCUUCACUGACGUUGAAUCGUUGGUGAAGAACGCGGCUGAAUUGGAAAUUCGUUAUGGAGCUAAGGCAAACGGGGCCACUGAGAAGUUCUUCAAAGACUCCAAAGACCAUGAGAUUUAUGGACAAGUCUACAGGCACAUGCAAGAGCACAAGGAAGAUAUGCCCUCUGACAAUAAUCUAGGCGUUCUAUUGGCUGAAAAAGAAAAAUACGCCUUCUUCAUGGAGUCUACAUCAAUUGAGUACGCAACUGAGCGCCAUUGCGGGUUAGAAAUGUACGGAGAUUAUUUAGAUAGAAAAGGUUAUGGGAUCGCAAUGAGAAAAAAUUCAACCUAUCGAAGUCGAUUAUCAACGACUAUUUUAAGACUACAAUCGGCAGGUAUCAUUGACGACUUGAAAAGAAGAUGGUGGCAGGAGAGAAGAGGGGGUGGUCAGUGCGUCACAAAUGAAGACGAUGGGGACGCCAAACCAUUGGGCAUGAGCAACUUGGAGGGAGUCUUCUUCGUAACUGUUUAUGGCCUGAUAGUAGGUUACGCAUUCGCCGUUUUGGAGAGGUUGGCCUACGUUAUAAGUAUAAGCAGAAAAACGAAGAUGCCUUUCCUCAAAGCACUGAUCUACGAAAUGAAGUUUUACGCCAACUUCGAAAGUAAUGUAAAGCCUGUACUAGGUAGUAACGCAAACCUGGCAGAGGGAGAAGAUCAAGAAACGGAGUUGGCGCCCGCCAAACCUUACGGAUUUAUAAACAAUUCAAACGAAAAAUUGGAUUUGUAAUAAACCGUUGUUUUUGUUUCAAUAUAUAAUAGUUCUUGUGUUGACAAUCUCUAAACUCUUGUUUAUCAAAUACAUGUACUAUAUAUACUAUACUCUAAAUAUUCAAUAAUGGAGCAAAUAAAAGGCUUUCAAUCAGAAACAGAUAAACGUCACCUGUUACUUAUUCUGUCAGAUAAAUAUACAGGCUGCAAAAAUUUUAUCAUACUCUGAUUGUAUGAACAUUUCCACAUUUUA
Messenger RNA from Coccinella septempunctata (seven-spotted ladybird), 3036 nucleotides. Its product is annotated as glutamate receptor ionotropic, kainate 2-like. Gene Ontology annotation, cellular component: plasma membrane; postsynaptic membrane. The coding region runs from base 76 to 2802 and encodes 908 amino acids. The transcript is spliced from 13 exons. The record is from RefSeq and is a predicted model, not a curated record. Lineage: Eukaryota; Metazoa; Arthropoda; Insecta; Coleoptera; Coccinellidae. Gene Ontology annotation, biological process: monoatomic ion transport; synaptic transmission, glutamatergic; modulation of chemical synaptic transmission. Gene Ontology annotation, molecular function: glutamate-gated receptor activity; transmitter-gated monoatomic ion channel activity involved in regulation of postsynaptic membrane potential.